UCCCUCCAGAAGAGGUGUGGUCGCCUCCAUCUCCGGGACUAAGUGGAGGAUUUUGCAGGCGUCCGUUUUGUCCUGGAGAUCAUCGGCUGCUCGAUCGGUUAUGUCCUGUCGUCUGUCUGGGUAUUCGUCUGGCCGUCUGGGAUGAGUUUCAGUAAUGACAUGGACGAGACGGGGGAGGGCAGCAGUUGGGAGCCUGAGAGCUUGGAGAUGAACAAGCUGCGUCAGAGCUUGCGCAGGAAGAAACCGACCUACGUGCCCGAGGCCAGCCGACCGCACCAGUGGCAGUCCGACGAAGAAGCCGUGCGGAAAGGAAAAUGCAGCUUCGCAGUCCGGUAUCUGGGUUUGGUGGAGGUGGAGGAGUCCAGAGGGAUGCACGUGUGUGAGGAGGCGGUAAAAAAGCUAAAAGUGAGUGGAAAGAAGACAGUUAAAGCAGUGCUGUGGGUCUCCGCAGACGGUCUUAGAGUGGUUGAUGACAAAACCAAGGACCUCAUCGUUGAUCAGACCAUCGAGAAGGUGUCAUUCUGUGCACCGGACCGCAACUUCGACAAAGCCUUCUCUUACAUCUGCCGGGAUGGCACCACCCGCCGCUGGAUGUGCCACUGCUUCAUGGCUCUUAAGGACUCGGGUGAGCGUCUGAGCCACGCGGUGGGAUGUGCAUUCGCGGCAUGUCUAGAGCGAAAGCAGCGCCGGGAGAAGGAGUGCGGCGUCACGGCUUCGUUCGACGCCAGCCGGACGUCGUUUGUCCGAGAGGGCUCGUUUCGGGUCUCCUCGACCGGGCAGCAAGGCGAAAGAGAAGAAAUCAUGAAGCAGCUGCAGGACAAGAAGAAAGAAGUGUGCACCGUCCCCAAAUUGCCGCCGGGCAGCGCCUCACCGCCUGAGGGCGCCGCAACACAGAUGGACCGGGCAGAGGCCGGUGGGCCGCACAUCAUACCGCGCCGGCACGCACCCCUCGAGCAGCUAGUGCGGCAGGGCUCAUUCCGUGGCUUUCCAGCGCUCAGCCAGAACAACUCACCUUUUAAACGGCAGCUGUCGCUACGCCUCAAUGAGCUGCCGUCCAACCUGCAGCGCAAAACCGACUACCAGUCCAAGAACCCAGCCGGUGAGAUGGACCUGUCUGUGGCAGCUGAAGCGGACAGCAUCAACGCACUCUGCACUCAGAUUAACAGCUCGUUCACCAAACCAUCGGAGGACCCCGGUGCCAAAGCAACCAGUAACGGCUUGCCAGCAUGCACUGUGCCUCCUACCAUACCUCCACCGCCUCCACCUGUACAAGCUGCCAGUUCAUGGGUCCAGGCCGAGCCUCCUGUCCAGUCUCCCACUUCGAGCGGCCAUAGGCGCACGCCAUCAGAAGCUGAGCGAUGGCUGGAGGAAGUGUCCAAGGUGGUUAAGGCCCAGCAGCAGACCCCGCCAACUCUACCCACUCUACCUCCACCCACUCAACAACCCCCACCAGUCCCCUCUGGGUCCAUGGCUCCAGGUUCUCUUCCCACCUCCAUGCAGCCCUUUCCGAUGGCUUUUGACGCCACCCCAGCUCCGGUGGGCAUGUACGGUCAGGCGCCACUCCAGCCAGCCUAUGUGGCUAUGCAGGCAUACAUGCCUGCCAUGGCUAACAGCAUGACCUAUCCCAAUGCCAGUGUACCCGUGGUGGGAAUCACACCCUCGCAGAUGGUUGCGAACGUCUUCUGCAGUGCUGCCAGUUCCUCAGGUGGAGGCGCCGUGGGUCCCAAGACCGGCAGUCUCGGUGGGGUGCCGUCAGCUUUUCCCAACUUGGCAGGGAGCUUCGCUAGCCCCACGUUUGGCAACCAAACAGCCGUUAAUGGGCUGGCGCACAAUUCACUUCCCACUACCACCAGUAUGGCAACUGGCACUGUUACACACAAUAGUACCAUGACUAGUGCGAGCGGUAGUUCCAACAGCUGGCCUAUGGAGAGCCAGCAGCAGGGCCAUCCUUCAGCAGAUGCCCAGGAAGCAGAGGGGUUCGAGGCCAAGUGGGCAGCUCUCGAGUCUAAAUCGCAACCCAGGGCCGCCAACCCUUUUUCCAAUGACUUACAGAAGACCUUUGAAAUCGAGUUAUAGUCGCACGCACCUAUAACGGGCGCCUAUAAAGACCCUGAAAUGAGACUAAAGCUACACCACAUCCGUUUUUAACUUCUCUUUUUUGCUCUUCUGCAUCUGCUUGUCGAGAUUGGUCCUACUCUGAGGGACUGUGAGAAUUGAGUUUUAUGUCAUUCCAAAUACUCACAAAUGACUAUUGAUCUGGGAAUGAAGGCCCCAAGACGUGGUCGCAUCUUUUCAAGCGUUACUUAAAGAAGAUGAAUUGAUGCGGCCAAUAUUUUUAUUUAUUGUCUUUCUUUUUAUUCUAAAUGAUUUUAUAUUCAAUUUAAAACUAUAUAAAAAAUAUGCAUAUAGAGUGGGUGGGACAAGAAUUUAACCACUUUUGUUUUUAUUUAAUAUACUUCCAGUGCACGUGUCCAGUGUGUUAAAAAAACAAACUGAAUCAAUAGUAGCAAUCACAGUGAAUGUAAAAGUUCUCAGUUUCUUAGAGACAACAUUAUUAAACCACACUUAAAUUAAAAAGGCUAUAGCAAACUACCUAACCCUUCCUGUUCAUACAACUGGUGAUAAGAUUUCACAGCAUGGUUUUAGACUGAUAAGAAAAGUAAGAGAAAUGCCAUCACCCGCUCUAAAGGGGUUGCAGGAGGACCUGAAAGCAGCAGAAACAACAGUUACAAAUGCAGUAAACAAUAAGCAACGAACUGCGCCGCAACAAACCUUUGUUCCAACAGCCCAUAUAGAGCUUCUGAGUCUCUUCUAUCUACGCCAUUAAAGAAAUCAUGAAUGGAUUGAGGUACAAGGAGUUUUAAGAGGAGAAUUUCAUUUAAUUGAAACAGAAAUUACAUCUAAACAUCUUAACAAGAGAACAACCCCAAACAGGAAGGCAAAUUUAAAAAAUGUGGUCCUCGGCCUAGCCUAUUUCCUGACUUUAAUCCCACUGAAAACUUUAAUCGAUGUUAAUCAGUGUUAAAAUGUUGAGUCCAUUAGAGCCCCUUGA
This is a messenger RNA of Trichomycterus rosablanca, 3052 nucleotides long. RefSeq names its product NUMB like endocytic adaptor protein (gene numbl). NCBI's taxonomy places the organism in Eukaryota, Metazoa, Chordata, Actinopteri, Siluriformes, Trichomycteridae. The record is from RefSeq and is a predicted model, not a curated record. Gene Ontology annotation, biological process: positive regulation of neurogenesis. Gene Ontology annotation, cellular component: cytoplasm. The coding region runs from base 142 to 2076 and encodes 644 amino acids. The transcript has 9 exons.